Oryza brachyantha (malo sina) is the source of this 1630-nucleotide messenger RNA. Its product is annotated as F-box/kelch-repeat protein SKIP4. The record is from RefSeq and is a predicted model, not a curated record. The transcript is spliced from 3 exons. Gene Ontology annotation, molecular function: protein binding. The coding region runs from base 224 to 1306 and encodes 360 amino acids. Lineage: Eukaryota; Viridiplantae; Streptophyta; Magnoliopsida; Poales; Poaceae.
CUCCUCUACUCUCCUCCGGCGAUGAUGCCCGAAACCCUAAUCCCGCCGCCGCCACCCUCUGAUCCCCGCUAGAUCUAGGGUUUGGUUCCCUCUUGUUCCCCGGUAGCCGUAGCCGUCUCCUUCCUCGGUUCUGCUAACUCGUCACGCUCCCCCCGCUUGAAUCCGUCGCGUCUCUGCUCAUCUUCAGAUCCGAUGCUUGCGAUUUCCCCCCUAUGGAUGAUUGAUGGCUUCUGAAAUAAAGCACAUUGGAAAGCUAUCCUGUAGCAACAUGGAUUCUAGUGCCCCCCAUACUUCGCUUAUACAUGGUCUUCCUGAUGAGAUUGCUCUUCUUUGCUUAGCGAGAGUUCCACGGAGAUAUCAUAAUGUUCUCAGGUGUGUCUCGAGGAAAUGGAGGGCACUGCUAUCCAGUGAAGAGUGGCAUUGUUGCCGCAAGAGGAAUAACUUGGAUGAGUCCUGGAUAUAUGUGAUUUGUAGGGGUACAGGCAUCAAAUGCUAUGUACUGGCUCCUGAUCCUGCAACCCGUUCCUUGAAAAUUAUGCAAGUGAUGGAGCCCCCUUGCUCAUCUAGGGAAGGCAUUUCCAUUGAGACAUUGGACAGGAGAUUAUUUCUUUUGGGUGGUUGUAGCUGGCUAAAAGAUGCUAAUGAUGAGGUGUAUUGUUACGAUGCUUCUUCAAAUUGCUGGAGCAGUGUAGCUCCAAUGCCUACUGCUAGGUGUUAUUUUGUUUCAGCAACUCUGGACAAGAAACUUUACAUUACUGGUGGACUUGGUUUGACAGACAAGUCACCAAAUUCAUGGGACAUCUAUGAUCCAGCCACAAACUCGUGGUGUGCGCACAAGAAUCCAAUGCUCACUCCUGACAUUGUAAAAUUCGUGGCAUUGGAUGGGGAGUUGGUAACUGUUCACAAGGCUGCCUGGAACAGAAUGUAUUUUGCAGGUAUAUAUGAUCCAUUAUGCCGAACUUGGAGGGGCACUGAGAAUGAAAUUGCCAUGUGUUGGUCAGGAUCAACAGUAGUUGUGGAUGGAACACUCUACAUGUUGGAGCAGUCGCUCGGCACAAAGCUGAUGAUGUGGCAGAAGGACAAGAAGGAGUGGGCCAUGCUUGGUAGGCUAUCUGACAAGUUUACAAGGCCGCCUUGCGAGCUCGUAGCGAUUGGGAGAAAAAUUUAUGUGAUUGGAAGAGGGUUGAGUAUAGUGACAAUUGACCUGGAUACUGUCAGGGCAGAUGGGUUCUUGGUGUCCUCUUCCACAGGCCCAUUGGUGGAGCAUGACUUCCCACCUGAGAGAUGCCGCGUUAUCAGCAUCUGAAGGCAUCAGCUUCACGGUAUACUGUCCAGAGUUUCGCACCUGAUUUAACUGUGGGUUGAUGGAUGCACAUACGAAAUAAGGCAAUCCUCUUAGCCAUAUUACUCGAGAGGAAAUGCCCUGUACUAAUUGGUUGUGAUUUGUUAGUAGUAUUUUUGCUGUAUCUCCGACUUUGUAUGUAACAAAGGAAGUCGGAGGUUCAGUUUGUUUAUUUCACACCUGUACGUAUUCAGAUGUUCUUGUUCAUACUUCAUGAAUGCGAUGUGCCCUGUGAUUAUUGUAUUUUGUGCUGAUAGCAAUAUGCCAAUAUAGCGAGAAAAUUAACUA